GGGCGGGUUCCGAGGCCUUGACAGCAAACACAGUCUGGUCCUGGGGCUCUGAGCGCCGGGAGGCAGAGGGUGGGCCCGCGGUCACGUGACCCAGCCAGCUGUUUGCAGGGGACUGGAGAGCUUGGAGUUGGGAGAUCUAGAAGCGCCGGCGGUCGCCUGCUCUCCUGCCGCUGCAGCCCCUGAUGCAGACGCAGUAGCCCAGCAGCUGCAGCGCCCUCAACUCGGCAGUCUCAUCAGCAUCAGCACCACAGGAUCCGACCGGAGCCCGGUGCUUAGCAGGAUGUCUGGAGCUCCUCCAAGUUACUGUUUUGUGGCUUUGCCACCUCGAGCUAAGGAUGGUUUGGUGGUGUUUGGGAAGAACUCAGCCCGACCUAGAGAUGAAGUGCAAGAGGUUGUGUAUUUCCCUGCUGCUGACCACGAAGCUGAGAGCAAAGUUGAGUGCACUUACAUCUCAAUCGACCAAGUUCCCAGGACCCACGCCAUAGUGAUAAGCAGACCUGCCUGGCUCUGGGGGGCAGAAAUGGGAGCCAAUGAACAUGGAGUGUGCAUAGCCAAUGAAGCCAUCAAUACCAGAGAGCCAGCUGCUGAGACGGAAGCCUUACUGGGGAUGGAUCUGGUCAGGCUUGGUUUAGAGCGAGGGACAACAGCUAAAGAAGCCUUAGACGUCAUUGUCUCCUUGCUUGAUGAGCACGGACAAGGUGGGAAUUAUUAUGAAGAUGCGCACUCCUGCCACAGCUUCCAAAGUGCUUAUCUGCUGGUGGAUCGUGACGAAGCCUGGGUGCUGGAGACCGUCGGGAAGUAUUGGGCCGCCGAGAGGAUCACAGAGGGAGUGAGAUGCAUCUGCAACCAGCUUUCCCUCACCACUAAGAUGGACGAGGAACACCCAGAACUCAGGACUUACGCUCAGAGUCAAGGCUGGUGGACGGGAGAGGAUGAAUUUAAUUUUGCCCAGGUUUUUUCUCCGGCUGAUGACCAUUUGGACUGCUGUGCAGGCAAAGACAGCUUAGAAAAGCAAGAGGAAAGCAUCACUGUGCAGACAAUGAUUAACAUCUUACGAGACAAAGCCAGCGGAGUCUGCAUAGACUCCGAGUCUUUCCUCACCACCGCCAGUAUUGUGUCUGUCCUGCCUCAGAACAGAAGUUCCCCGUGCAUCCACUACUUCACCGGGACCCCGGAUCCUUCCAGGUCCAUAUUCAAGCCAUUCAUCUUUGUUGAUGACGUAAAACUUGUCCCCAAAGCACAGUCACCCUGUUUUGGCGACGAUGACCCAGCCAAAAAGGAACCUCGGUUCCAGGAGAAGCCAGACCGCCGGCAUGAGCUGUACAAGGCUCAUGAGUGGGCACGUGCUGUCAUCGAGAGUGACCAGGAGCAAGGCCGCACGCUGAGGAAGACCAUGCUGGAGCUGGAGAAGCAAGGCUUGGAAGCCAUGGAAGAGAUCCUAAGCAGCCCCGAGCCCCCGGACCCUGCCGAGGUGGGGGACCUUUUCUACGACUGUGUGGACACCGAGAUGAAGUUCUUUAAGUGAUGUAAGCACCCUCGCCCUUACUUAAAACUUCCCACCUAACUAAAUUACCAGCAGAGAAACACUCUUCUGUUUGAGUAAAAUGAGACUUACCAUGUGGCCGCCUUGUGUCUAAAUGUUCCCUCUGUUCAGCUUAGCAACCCCCCUUGGCUAUGUAACUCGAUCCCACAUGCCUCCUGCUCCAUUGUGUGAUAAGCUGUGGGCCUGAAGAUGUUCUUGUAUUUCAGUGACAAUGGGCACCUUAGGAGAGCGAGAGUUUCCCCCAGCCUUGGACAGGGCUGCAAGGCCAGGCUGGUGGGAAAGACCGGAGUUGUGAAGGUCCUAGUCCCUCUCUAGAUAGUGGUUUCCUCGAGGUUAACAAAAGGCUUUUGUUCAUACUGAAGACUCUUGUGUGUGUAGAUGGGGGAGAACCCCCCCCAGCUUUCCCCCACAAAGCACAGGCUUAUGUAUGUGCAGCUCACAGUCCCCACAGGUAUGUCUUGGGAAACAAAGCUAAUGGGAAGGGACAGAGGAUCCUGGGGACAGUCCCAGCUCUGCACCAGUGAUUGUGACUCUGAAAGACCUGUCCUCUGUGAAUUGUGCCCAUGCGCAGUAGACCAGACCUGCUUCCGGGUCGUGCCCAUGCGCAGUAGACCAGACCUGCUUCCAGAUGCAGGAGAGCUGGGCGUCCGUGUUAGCUGGACCUCCCCAUCCAGCACGGCACCCGCCCGUGUAUAGAUGACUUGCGAUUGGAUCGUCAGCAACAUGUAGAAGAUGCGUGAAAUGGCCUCGGCAGAGUUCACAACUUUAAAUCUCAGCCAAUGAGGGAAAGAAAAGGGACUCCUGACUGUUGAAAGCCCCUGGGUCCAGGCAGCACUGUCUCGAUGGAGACUGGAAUUCAACUCACUUGUCUCCAGCAUCGUUGUGUUGCAAAAAGGACUCGACUCCUCUGGAGGGGUGUGGGGAAGACAGGGCAGGCUGAGGACAGAUGGCUGUGCCCACUGCCUGGUUACCUAGAUUCCCGCAUGUCAGUGUGCUGAGCACCUGACCUCCAGGGUCUCCCCACUUAGUUCUUAUGCCCCACUGCCGAGCAGCUGCCUUUGGAUUGGUGUUGAGAAUGAGAGGAUGUGGGAGCUUAUCCACCGCCACUGCCCACGACUCCUGAAGGGGCCAAAGCGGGUAGGGAUGACUGGCAGACGUGUAGAUUAGAGGAACGGCUAGUGGGGGUGUGCUGCAGGGCCCACUUAUAUGUCGUCAUUCUUGACAGGGCUGAACACACAGGCGCUGUCCCUCAAUGGCCUCAGGCAUGGCUUAGGGUCCCCGGAUCCUUCCUACCACGGGCUGGGAGAGCUUGCAGGGACCUGAGCCCACAUUUCACAAUGUGAUGCAGGCCAGAUGCUUCAUUGGGACAAAUAUCUUCUCUUUCAGCCCUCCUGUAAGAGGGUGUAUGUGCUGUGAGCCCCUUUCUCGACUGUUCCGUGAGUUCCAUGUAUAAACAAAUGGCAAAACGCGAGAGAUGGGACAAGCUCAUGACACCCAAUGGUGGCUUGCAGUUGCUAGGGGCUUUGGGCAGGCUGACCGCAGCGUCUGAUGUGGAUAAUCAGAGAGCACAGGUCCAGGGCUAAGCCGAAAGUGCCCGCGGGCGCAAAUGGAAGAAGGGUGACGUUUGGGGAGAAACAGUUGCCUGUCCCACCCCACCCGCCGAGUUAGUUAAGUGAGGUGAUGCGGAGAGCCAUCCUGUGAUUCCCCUGUGUGGUCUCACCGCCACGUGUGAAGCCAACACACCAGAUCUGACCUGUCUGAGACAGCCAAGACCAUUCAGGGUUCGAUCAGAAGUCCAGUGAAAGUAAAUGUCACAACAACCCUCUUUCAUUACUUUGGCCAAGGUUGUAGACGGCUGUGCCAACUUGAUGUCACCUCAGGUGGGCACUGGAAAACACAGUGGCUACUUCUAUUAUUGGAUAUUGAUCUUAGCCCAGCAUCACAGAGAAAGGCCAACCCUCUUGCUCGGAGCAUUGUACAUCUCAACCACGCUGUCGUCUUACCACUAGAGGGCGCAGGAGCCCACUGAGGGCAACCUGGCAGCAGUUAAGGCCUCUGGUUUUUCCCUUCAGUCAAUGGUUAAGAACUGGGUUGGGGUAGAAACUUUUCUCACUGGGAUGGGUGGGAACAGACACAAGGAAAAUAAGGAAUCUGGUGAGGUUCCUGCAUGUACUUUAGUGACUUUAUCUAAAUUAACAGCAGAAAUGAUGCUGGAUUUUGAGUAGGCAGAUGUAGAAGAAUAUUUGUUUUAAAAUGCUCCUAGUGGAUUUCUCUUUGAAGAAAGGCUUCUUUCAUGGUAAUUUCUUAAUCAGGGGUUAGUUUUCUGAACAGCACAGAGAAAGUGGAUAUCCAGGAUGAAAUAAUAUGGAAUGUUUAAGAUCACUCUGUAAAUGACUUCCCAGAAGGCCACCAGUUAAGCCUGGAGGGUGGGGGGUCCUGAGCACACUUUGUGCAGAAAGAAGUCAUGACCAUUAAGGACAGACUGCCUGCCCCCACCUGCCGUAGAACCUAACGUAAGCUAGCUAGUCCUGUGUGGAUGAGAUUUCCACUGGGCGAAAACAGCAUGACCGCUGGGGGCAGACGCUUGAGCCGACGUUAAGUUAGCAAUUAGGAAAUAGUCUUUUAUCAUUCCUGGGUGUGUCUGGAAGCUGUGGUAGAACAGGGACCUGAUAAAAGCUGUGGAGACUUAGCCCAACCCAAGAUCAGUGUUUGUAGGCGUCAGCAGCUAUAAAAAUAAUUGUCGACCACAAAAAAAAUAAUAAUAAUGUCAAUCCCACAUCCAUACCACUUCUGGAAGGCCCUCAGGGCAGCCAGGUGUGAGUGUCUGGAAGUCACUGGCUGCUUUCUUUCAUUGCAAAAGGUCUUCAGCGGAGAGCUCCCCUUUGGGAGAAAACGUGAGGAAGCCAGGAGGGGGGCCGUGGAGGGAGAGCUUCGGCAGGUGGAGGGCAAGCGUAGCAUCUCCUCUGUGCCUCCCUUAGCUGUGGGGCUUCACGCCACAUGGCUCUGUGUCCCGGCUCCUGUUCUGUGGUGUGUGUCAAGUGCGUUUUAUCUGGCUGAAGCCAACCACCCUGAAAUAUCACACACAGAAAUUUUGCAGGAAUGAUACAUGUCUUAAAUCACCUGAGAACUGAAAUGCCAUAGAACCUUUGUUUCCUGUGUUGGGGGAACCGACUGUGUGGUCUUAACAGCCUUUUGUACAAAUAUCUACAAGUCGAAUAAUGUCCCUAUCCAGUGCUUGCCCUCAGGAGUGUCUUUAAAUGCACCAAGUGUACAAUAAAAAUAUCAAAGUCAA
Mesocricetus auratus (golden hamster) is the source of this 4835-nucleotide messenger RNA. It is a transcript of the gene Scrn1, whose product is annotated as secernin 1. Gene Ontology annotation, molecular function: dipeptidase activity; cysteine-type exopeptidase activity. Bases 281 to 1525 code for a protein of 414 amino acids. The transcript is spliced from 8 exons. Gene Ontology annotation, biological process: proteolysis. The record is from RefSeq and is a predicted model, not a curated record. NCBI's taxonomy places the organism in Eukaryota, Metazoa, Chordata, Mammalia, Rodentia, Cricetidae.